AUGUUCCGCGCUCGGCCAAAACCGCAUUCCGUCCGACUGAAGUCUCGGCCAAAGUCCAAACCACUCGGCCGAUCACACGCACGACCCGGGAAACAUAGCCCGCGGUCGGCCAAGCUUCAAGCUCACGCCAAGCCGCGCACGACCAAGGCGCGAGCCGGGAAACAAAGCCUCGCGGCCGCGCAACCCAUCUCGCGUGCCACGGCCGAUGCAUCCGUCCGAGCCGGGAAAGAACGUCCCACGUCCGGCCAAGUUUCAAUCCGCUCGACCACGCCGGCCGACCGCGAAUCAUCCGCCCCGACCGUUCCGACUCGCCCACGACCGAUGUCCGGCCGAUCGUCCCGCACGACCGUCCCAACGCCGCGGUCGACCCGAAGCCCUUUUGAAGCCCAAACUUAUGUUUUCAAGCCCGGCUUAACCCUAAGCCGCCUCUAG
Molecule: messenger RNA, 432 nt
Organism: Microthlaspi erraticum
Lineage: Eukaryota; Viridiplantae; Streptophyta; Magnoliopsida; Brassicales; Brassicaceae
Source: the annotation of a GenBank genome assembly